Molecule: messenger RNA, 1660 nt
Organism: Paramacrobiotus metropolitanus
Lineage: Eukaryota; Metazoa; Tardigrada; Eutardigrada; Parachela; Macrobiotidae
Product: nuclear receptor subfamily 2 group E member 1-like
Exons: 7
Coding region: 202-1488 (428 amino acids)
Biological process (GO): cell differentiation; anatomical structure development; positive regulation of transcription by RNA polymerase II
Molecular function (GO): RNA polymerase II cis-regulatory region sequence-specific DNA binding; nuclear receptor activity; zinc ion binding
Source: RefSeq, a predicted model, not a curated record
GGCUUCUUGUGAAUUGAGAAAUUGUGCAGUUGUGUUGAGUCCUGGCUUUAGAUAAUCUAUCGACUUUUUCUAGCAUUUCACAGAUUUCUCUAGCCAUUUUCGCCAACAGUGCCGCGAUAGAUUGCCAAACAUCGCCGGAAGUCACCCAAACCAGACGGUUUACGGAUUAGCCACCGACUACCGAACAAAGACACAAUAAAAAUGUCUAUUAACAAAGAAUGUGGCUCCGUUUCUUCAUCCGGGCGGAUACUGUUUGACAUUCCAUGCAAAGUCUGUUCGGAUCAUUCUUCCGGAAAACAUUAUGGCAUUUAUGCGUGCGACGGAUGUGCUGGCUUCUUCAAGAGAUCCAUACGACGCAGCCGGCAGUACGUGUGUAAAGCCCGGGUCCAAGGCAGUUGUCCCGUAGAUAAAGCCCACCGUAACCAAUGCCGCGCAUGCCGGCUGAAGCGGUGUUCGGACGCUGGAAUGAAUAAAGAUGCUGUGCAACACGAACGAGGUCCACGCCAUUCUACCAUUCGCCGACAAAUGGCUAAUUUGUACGCCGGUGAUCAAUCCAGUCCUGUUGAUCUCCAGAUAACACGCCCCGGCUGUCUGCCUUUAGCGGCACCGAUGCCAUCGUUCCCAGUGUCACCGCUUAACAUGUCCAUGAGCACCGCUGUCAGUACGGUAUUCCACAACACUAGCAGCUCCUUGGCGCUACGGACGAAUCCCUUUGCCAUGACCUUUCCAUCCGCAUUGCAUCGUAGUGCAGCGGUGUCCAGUAUGUGCCAGCCCGUACCCAAAUACCCUUUCAACUUCGGUCUCUUGGGAACGUCCAUGGUGCCUAGUCUGGAUUUCAUGCGGGAAUCAGCGGGAAAUAUUAUUUUUAUGAAUCUGCACUGGCUGCGACAGUUGGCAGCGUUUUCUGCCCUUCCCCAGUCCGAUCAGCUUAUAUUAAUUGAACGAAGCUGGAAGGAGCUCUUUAUUUUAACCGCAACACAGCUAUACUUUCCCGGCGACAUUAUGAAUCUGGCAGCCGCCACACGGUAUCAAAAUAAAUCGGAAGCUGAUUACCGACUCAGCGGUAUGGAUCUCAAGGUUGACGCCGAAGAGAAAGCACUGGCCGACGACUUUCGAUUGUUCCAUGAUAUCAUAACAAAAUUCCGGCAAAUGCAAGUCGAGUGCAAUGAGCACCUUUUCCUGCGCGCCAUUCUUCUUUUCAAGCCUAGUCCGAGUAAUAACGACGACGCGCGUCCCGCUCUAACGGAAGUGCAAAUGGUAUCCGCUCUGCAGGAGCAGGCUCAAAUGAAUCUUAAUCGCUACAUUCAGGCGACAUAUCCCACCCAGCCCAACCGGUUCGGCAAGCUCCUCCUCAUGCUACCAGAAUUAAGCCAAGUGUCAGCCAAGAGUCUGCAGGAAUUAUUUUUCAAGAAAACCCUGGGCGAUGUACCAAUUGACACGUUAAUUCUUAAUAUGCAUAAAGGAUAUGACAUGCCCAGAGGACUCUGAAAAUGACUGUGCCCAAAUAUUUCCUCUCAUGGCUGUAAUGCUGAAUCGAUUGUGCUACUAUGUGCAAUAUAUGUUUAUCUCGAAACAGAAAAUUGUUGUUAAUUGAUUAUACGGUGAUGGCGCUGGCGUAAGACAUUAGUUAUAUACAAAUCACAAUCCUUGCACAUUAUUA